This is a messenger RNA of Anopheles cruzii, 2673 nucleotides long. RefSeq names its product MTOR-associated protein MEAK7. The transcript is spliced from 8 exons. Lineage: Eukaryota; Metazoa; Arthropoda; Insecta; Diptera; Culicidae. Bases 186 to 1565 code for a protein of 459 amino acids. The record is from RefSeq and is a predicted model, not a curated record.
AAGAUGCAAUAAAGUGCCAUUUCGUGGUGCAACACGACCCUUUCUCAGAACCUGUCGAACGGGCUUGCAGUGAAAUUAUCUAGUCAUGUGAAAGAGAGCACUGGUAGAAACGUGAUAAAAAGCAUACAUCUGGCGUCGCGCUUCGUUGGAGACAGUUUGCUUGCGUGCCCAACGUCUAACGCACAAUGGGAAAUUCGAGCACAAAGCUUGCGGAAAAGUGUUCCCUGCUCGCCAAGAGCGAGGUGCCCGUGGUCGCCAGCUCCUUUAAACUAGUCAGCAAAAACUCGGAACGCAUAAAGGAAGAUGACCUCAUGAAAUUCUGGGGCUCCCAGAUGGACCCCCGAUUGGCGCAGUACAUCACAAAUUUUCUUUUCGGACCACUCGGUUCCCGGUCGCCAGUGGUCGAGUUUCAACGGUUCGCCGAACUGUACGUAUUCUGCGUCCGGGGUACCAUAGACGAACGCAUCAAUGUGCUGCUGUGCAGUCUGGGGCAACAACCGGAAUCGGAGUCAACGGAAAUUGCCUAUCCGCUUAUCAAAGAGUACGUGGAGGCGGUGGUGAGCAGCUAUAUGCGUGCGAUACGACUGGAAGGUGGUCCACAGUACAAGUCGUGGGAAUCUCGGGGCUUCCGGAUUGUGAAGGAUUGCAUACAGAAGCUAGCCGAAAGCUUGGCGUACGAUGUCGUUCAACAGGGAACGCAGAAAGUGACGCGCGCCGAUGCCGAACGAUGGUUACAUAAAAAUCCCACCUUUCUUAAAAUGUUAGAACACGUGUUUGCGCACCUGUACCAUUAUCGAAACGUAAAGAAUGCCUCAGAAGCGGAGGGCAACGCACGGAAGAGUAUCAUCCCACAAGAAGCACUACAAUCCAUGUUACCGUACUGCGAAGGACUCCAGUACGUGCCGGACUAUCCGGCGUUUACCGAUCUAUCGCAGAUGCUGUUCAUCAACACCAACCUUCCCGGAUCACAGCGGAAUAAGUGGCGCUUCCUGUUUUCGUCGCAAAUACACGGUGAAAGUUUUUCUACUCUGCUGGGCCGCAUCAUGGAUCAGGGAUCAACGGUAAUCAUUGUGGAAGAUGUUAACGGUUACAUUUUCGGCGGUUACGCAACGGACUCUUGGGCUCUUAGUGCAAACUACGAGGGUAACGACAAUUCCUUUCUGUUUACGCUGCGCCCAAAGAUGCGGUGCUUUCCUAGCACGGGCUACAACGAUCACUACCAGUAUUUAAAUCUCCAUCAGCAAACGAUGCCAAAUGGAAUGGGAAUGGGAGGUCAGCACAACUAUUGGGGUGUUUGGUUGGACAGCGAGUACGGCAUUGGGGAGUGUUCAGAGUCGUGCACGACGUACAAAGGCUACGUUCAGCUAAGUGCCACCAAAAAGUUUAACGUGCGAAACGUCGAAGUGUGGGGUGUUGGCGACAAACCGGUGAAGGAGGACGAAGGGGAGGAAGACAAGUCCACAGCACGCUCCAUCCUGGAUGGGAAUGCGGAUAGCAAGGCCAUCUUGAAGAUGAGUGGCCGUGAGCAGUUCUCCGAUGGAUAUCGCGAGGAACCGAAAGACUAAGGAUUGCGCAAGCACGCCAGAAAGAAGAAGUGUUUCGUGCUGGCUCGCUCGAUGGAAAUCAACUUGGUGGAUGUUACCGAUACGUUCAAUUUCAAUUUUCUGUAAUCGAGUGCAAAGAAAUGCAUUGGCGGCUGAAGGAACCCUGCCGUUCGGGGUGUGUAUUCUAAUGGAAUUGGAUGCGCGAAUCUUUUACCUGCGUAUUUAGAUAUACGCUGGCACGGAGACUGCAAGAACAACAAGUCUGACAUUUUUUCUCCAACGGGUUUUAUUUAUUUAGUUCUCCUUCGGGAGCAUUUCGUUGUAUCAAGUUGAAUACAAACUAAAACACCAAGUGCACCAACAUUCUCCAUCACCAGCACUAUCACUAGACUCUUCAUCUGGCGUGAAGAUACUGAGUAUAAUGAAUAGUUUCAGCACCAAAUUAGGAUGAACGUGAACGUAUUAUCAUUAAACAUUUGUCCCAAAAUGGCGACAGAAAUCAACAGGGCAAGAAGAUGGUAUCGAAGAUACCGCAGAAUGGCUGAAGAAAGGUGGCAAUACGAAGGAAUGUUAAGCAAUUGUAGAAUCGCGUACACUGGCGUAAAACUUUGUCAGUACGGGCAGUUCGGAUUGGAAAAGUUGUUUGCCGAGAGAUAAAUUUAACACAAGAACAUCACAACGCACCAAAACAGGUUCAGGAAUAGCAUGAUGUAGAAUAUUGCGCUUGAUUGAUGUACAUUCGUCAGUGUUGUGUCGUUGUUAUUCUUUGCGAUAUGAACAAAUUAGACAAAAGUGCAGAACGGCUAGGUAUUGUUAGUUUAUUUAUUUUGGUGCUUAGUUAGGAAUUGAAUUUGCUUUGUCCAACCGGACAGUGCCAUACCGGAAUAAUCAUACAUGCUUGGUUUCGAUUAAGAUUAUUUAAACGUAGCAGACCCCAUAGGGAUCGUGUUUUUUGAUAAUGAGCUUUUAUUCAACGUGUACAAAAGUAUCCCACAAUGGGAAGAAUACUUCUUUCUAUUAAAUGCAUGUUGUUAGCUUUGGUGUAUUUGUAACUGUGUUCCUCAAUACCCAAUACUAUUGUUGAAUAGAAGCACGGACUUGAAAGAAUAUGUAAGAAUAAAAUGCUAUG